This is a messenger RNA of Hemicordylus capensis (graceful crag lizard), 6213 nucleotides long. RefSeq names its product endothelin receptor type A (gene EDNRA). The record is from RefSeq and is a predicted model, not a curated record. Gene Ontology annotation, molecular function: endothelin receptor activity. NCBI's taxonomy places the organism in Eukaryota, Metazoa, Chordata, Lepidosauria, Squamata, Cordylidae. The coding region runs from base 448 to 1731 and encodes 427 amino acids. Gene Ontology annotation, biological process: regulation of blood pressure; enteric nervous system development; G protein-coupled receptor signaling pathway. Gene Ontology annotation, cellular component: membrane. The transcript is spliced from 8 exons.
CAGCCGAAGUAGCUGAUGUCUCAACAUCAAUUGUUUCUCAAGCGAGGGAGUAGGACAGCUCCUCCUCCCACGCGGGCAGGAAAUAGUUAAAGAAGUUAGCAUUCCCUCUUUUGCUGGGGACGAGAGGGAGUUGGGGUUUUAACAUUGGCAGCGUCUCCGUUUAGGCUGGCGGUUUCCUAUUCUUUCUUUUUUUUUCUUGGGGGAUGGAGGAGAGGAGGGGGCGAAGCGACUGCUCGCUCGCUCGCUCUUGAUUAGCGGAGGACGCGGAGAGUCAGAAUCCCAGCCAGCCAGCCAGACGGAGACAGGAGGAUUUGCGAAGUCUUUCUUAGGAAAAGACACUCAGGCGAGAUCCAGCCAGAAAGCAACUCCAACUUGCCCUGCGUGCGUCUUGCAACAGCUUCCCAAGCGCCGGCGUGAGACAUCAAAGGCCACUUUCAUGACUUGAAGAUGGAAGCCUUACAUUUCAGGAUGAUCUUGGCACUUCUGUUAAUGGGAAUGGUUGCUGGAGAUGAUUCUGACAGAAAUUAUUCAAACCUGACCCACUCUGGAAAUUAUUUCUCUGCUGAUUCUAGAACAGAAUCUAGAUUACUUCUCACGGUCAGUCAAUUCAAUUCAACAACGGAGCCGACAGCAUCCUAUCGCUCUUGCAGUCAUCGUACUAGACAUGAUGUCAACAUCAAAUGGAUCAGUACAUCAAUAUUUUGUGCAGUUUUCAUCAUUGGGCUGGUUGGGAAUGCGGCUCUGCUGAGGAUUAUCUACCAGAACAAGUGUAUGAGGAAUGGCCCCAAUGCACUAAUAGCUAGCUUGGCAUUGGGAGACCUCAUCUACAUUAUCAUCGAUAUCCCUAUCAAUAUAUAUAAGCUUCAUACUCAGCCACAGUGGCCCUUUGGGCGUAGUCCUUUUGGGACCCUUCUUUGCAAGAGUUUUCCUUUUAUUCAGAAGGCAUCAGUGGGAAUCACAGUUCUUAAUCUCUGUGCUCUGAGUGUGGACAGGUAUCGAGCUGUUGCUUCCUGGAGUCGCGUUCAGGGAAUUGGCGUCCCCUUGAUCACUGCUGUUGAAAUCAUUGUCAUCUGGAUUCUCUCUUUUGUGCUGGCUAUCCCAGAAACACUUGGCUUUACCACCAUAUCCUUAAAUUACACUGGAAAUGAGCAGUACGUUGUCUGUAUGCUCCGAAAUACAACCAGUUUUUUGACCUUUUACAUAGAAGCAAAGGACUGGUGGCUCUUCGGCUUCUAUUUCUGCAUGCCACUUUUAUGUACUGCAUUCUUUUACACCCUAAUGACAACUGAGAUGUUAAACAGGAGGAAGAGCAGCCUGAGAAUAGCUCUCAGUGAACAUCUUAAGCAGCGGCGAGAAGUUGCAAAGACAGUCUUCUGCUUAGUUUUGAUUUUUGCCGUUUGCUGGUUUCCUCUCCAUUUGAGCCGGAUUCUGAAGAAAAUGUUGUAUAAUGAACAAAACCCUGAAAGAUGUGAAUUUCUCAGCUUUUUGCUGACAAUGGAUUAUGUCGGCAUGAAUCUGGCGACCAUAAAUUCCUGUAUAAAUCCCAUAGCACUCUAUUUUGUGAGCAAGAAGUUCAAAAACUGUUUCCAGUCAUGCCUCUGCUGCUUGUGUUACCAGACGGGAAGUCAGUCAUCAAGUGUUCCUAUGAAUGGAACAAGUAUUCAGUGGAAAAACAACGACCUGAAUAAUCACAUUAUAGAACGGAGCAUCCACAAGGACAGCUUAAACUGAGAUUUAACAAAAGCCACACUUCACAAUCUGUGAAGGAAAAGAUGACCCACUGACACUGGUUUAGCAGGAAGGCCAUCUGGUAUUCAAUAAAAGCGAUUGCAUUUGGAAGCUCUGUGUCCAGCACUUGAUUCCGAAGAGGACCAGACAGACUGUAUACCUAGAUGAAGUUCUGUACAGAUUUCCAAAUGGUGGUGUCCACAGUCUUUUAAAAUUCACCUUUUGAUGAAAACAAGAAGAAUCUUACUAUUUUACAGAGUGUUUGCAGACUCCCAAAGAACUGUUCAAUAUAUUCCGUAUGCUAUCACAUUUUUAUGGCAAGUCAAAAUGAAUCGAGAUGGAUUCCCGCUCCCCAAACCCACCCAGGCCCAUAUUGUCAAAAACUGGGACCUGUAAAUGCUCUGGGUUCCACAAUAUAUUUGUGAUUGCUUGACAUGAAAUAUUUUAGUAAAUGUAUUCCACAUCUAACAGUAUAUUCAGCAUACAUUUUGAAAAGCGAUGUGUUUGCGUGCCAGUGGCUGGGAAUAUGGCAAAUGAGACAUUAACUGGGCAGUUAUCAUUUGCAGUACUUUGAUGUAUAGGAACUGACCUGAAAUAGCAACAAUUUUAGACGCUUUGGGCAUAAGCUGAUGCCCAAAAGGUUCUGUAAUGUAAUAGCUAUGCAAACUCUUUUACAACGUAAGUAUACCUGUAAAUAUAAACAUAUAAACAUAAAUGUGAUCCUCUGUGACACUUCAAAACCUUUUCAUAGUUCACUAGCUAUGUUUCAUUAAUCUUCACUAGCUUGCAAGCAUAUACUCUUAAUGUGACAAAAACACUUAUAGCUGUAAACUGAUAGGCAUGUGACAAUAUGACUAGCUCGCAUAGCACAGUAUUACCAAAUGUUUACAGAAGGUAGUCUCUUGUGUUAAAGUAGGAUAGUAGUGUACAUAAGAACUGUAGAUCUCACACUAUAACUGUGAAAUCUUUCAGGCAUAUCCAGAAAUAUGUUUCAGGCAUCUCCAGAAACAUGGACACCCCAUGACAAACACCAUCCAGCUACAAGCCUUGAACACUUGCAUAGAACAAUGUUCUUUCAAAAGCCAAGAAGGUAUGCUCUGCAAGGGACACUUUUGUGCCCAUGUGGUGCAGGGAGAGGAUACAGAAAGGGAAGUGUUGUUAAUCCAUUCCUUGAUCCAGGUCAGCUUUUGAAUGAUGCUUUAGUUACUUUUAGUCCAGUCCCAGAGUAGAGGCGGGGCUAACAAAAAAACCCAGCAACAAGAGCAUGGAAAAUAGUCUGCACUUGCCUUUCUGUAAAUAAUAUCCAUUUCAUUAAACCAUUAAUAUUCCUGAUUCUACUCCACUGCCUUGUCCUUGUGUGCCACAACUGUUUCCUCUUGAUUCUACAGCAAGCAGCUAUGCUGCCACUUUUGCUUCUGACCUUGUCUUGCAACCUUUCCCCUUCUUUGCUGUGCUCAGCCCUUAGGCUGGUCAGGAGCAUGGCCAACUCAAGACUUCUUCCAUCCCCUUCAUUUAAGGAGGCUUAAACUGGGGAAGGGCUUGGUGUUCUUGCUGUUUUACUAAAAUCAAUAAGACUUACCUCCAAUUCACCCUGAUUAAGAUUGGAGAUGUUAAAACUGGAUUAACAAAAGAACUAGAACUCUAAAGCAAAUGUGCGUGUGCGUGUAUUUAGAGAAAUCAUGCAUUAGAGGACUCAACGAAGUGUUUGUUUCUGGGAAGAACCUAGUGAUGGCACUGGCUCAGUCCAGCUUCUUGGUGAGCUACUACAGAAAAAAAUUCUCUCUUCAUUACUAACCUAAAUGCAAAGGUUCCUUGCAACAGACAGAGCAGAAUCAAAAAGAAAGGUGGUAGGUAGUCUUUAUAUUAGCAAAACUAGGGGUUAAUUUUAGGAGGUGCACAAGGUAAGCAAUCAAGAGAAACCAAAUGAACAACCAUGUGUGUCAGAUUAUUGCUGGAGACAGAUCCAAAUACUAUUAGAUUUUAUAUUUUCAAAGGCGGAAUAUUUUUACUUCUUUGUCCCAAUGGUGCAAACUGUCCCUCUGUGCAAACUGAAAUCUUAUCUCAGACCUGUCACCCGGCAGAAGCUAUUCAAAUUAAGUCUGCAAGAUCUCCUGCACUGUCUUUAGACUAUUACAAACUACAGAUUUUGGGGCACUUUCACUAGUAAAAUUUGUGUCAUCCCCCCCCACCCCGCCACUCCUUGGUUUUUCUUAACAUUCCUUCUGAAGUAGAGUUCUAGAGAACUCAGAAGUUUGUUGUCCUAAUAACUUAUGACAAAAUGACAAAUUUUAGUUUGUCCUAAUAACUGCUAUAGCCUUUGAGUACAGGUAGUUGUAUUCAGUAUAUUUAGCAAUUACAACUCUGACACACAGUGGACAUUUUUAUCAGCAACUUUAACUCUUGUGUCCACCCAAUCCUCAAUGUGGGGAUGUGGGAGGGAUUGCAGAUAUUGUGCAUGCUCCCAUCUUCUGAGUGUGGGCGAGACCAUAGCUCAGUGGUAGAGCAUAUGCAAAAGGCCCCAGGUUCCAUUCAAGUAUCUUCAGUUAUUAGGUAGCAGGAGAUCAAGAAAAAAGCCUUCUGCCUGAGCCUUUAAGAGCUACCACCACACACAGGAGACAGUACUGAGCUAAAAGUGUAAAUUAUGUACACCACUUAGAGAUGUACAUAUCAGAAGGUAUAAAAAUAUGAUAAAUGAACGAAUAGCCUGAUUCAGUAUAGGACAGCUUCCUGGGUGUUGAAAGAAUGUCUGAAAUGGACUCAGAAAUAAUGAGGCUGUUCUCACGACCAGCCUGGGGCAGCCCAGCUGGGGUUAGGCUCGUCAUGAGAAGCAGCAGGAUCCUCGUGGAUCCCUCCGCUCCCUGCCCACCUAAACCUCUUAAGAAACCCGGCUGUUAGCUGAGGCUAAGGGUGCAUCUGCACCCUUACCUCGGCUACUGGGUAUUGUGUGUCUCCUUGGGCUGAACUACAGGGACGGGAGCAUAGAGCACCCAUCUAACGGAAUCUCCAAUGCAAUGUGCUUGUCACCAAUUGCAUUGUGGGAUAUCCAGAGGCUGGAACAACAAGUUCCAGCUCCGGAUCCUUCCACCCUACAGCAUGCCUCAUGGGGCAGGGCUUCCUGUGUGGGCAUGCAGGCAGGUAAACUAAAAGCAUCUUUCCCCCCAUGCCCUCCCAGCCCACCCCUGGAGACUGCCUCAAUGUGUUCUUGGAGUGAGGCAGGGCAAUUAACGGAAGCAAGAAUCAGAGGUACCGUCGUGUUGCUACAUCCUAUUAGCUUUAGUGUGAAUUGCAAAUAAUGAUAAGGUUUUAGCCAAUAAGCCCCAAAAUGCUUGGUGAAAUACUGACAUCAGACUCAGUUAUUAUUUCUCUUUUGAAUAUAAUGGAUUUUUGGUCACUUCAUUCAUAUUCAUCUGCAACAAUCAAAGAUCAGUCAGACUGCUGCCAUUAAAAUGUAUUAGAUUUUAACUUUUGCUAUGUUAUCGGUUUAUGUUUUUAACUGAUGGCUGACAUCCAGACUAAUUUAGUACUGGCAUUAUAGGAGAGAGGCAAUUUUCAUUGAACUCCUUUUUCCUUUAAAGCCCACUGCGUCUUCCAAAAAUAUGUCUCUAAGGGUCACACAACCCUCAGGUACAUAUUUUCAGGAGAGACAGUGGACUUCAGAGAGAAAAGGGGAACAAAAUAAAUGCCCCUCUCCCAUAGUACCUGCACUGCAUGUCUGGAUGUCAGAUCUGUCUCUGAUCAUCUUCUGAAGGAAACAAUGACUCACAAAUACAAUAAUAAAUAAAUGUGGUAUUUGAAUCCAUAUAAAUGCAUGAUAGCUUCCUCAUUAUUGACAUAAGCUCUUUUGUAUGAUAGUUUUGGGCUGUCAUUGUUAUACAGGUUGCAUUGUAUUAGUCCACAAAAUGAAUUACAGCAAUGUAGUAUACAAUAGCAUGCUACAGAAAACUAUCUCUCAGAGAGAGAGAGAGAGAGAGAGAGAGUAUCUGCUAUGCUUAGGUGAAGAAAAUAGCCAUGUGGAUCUGAAAUCCAGGUGUAUUUCAAGUGGAAUACACAAUACAGUGCAUAAUUUACAAGGUCAGAUGCAAAGUGCCUAUAGUUACACCUGCUGAGUAAUUUCCAAAAUGUUUACAGACUGUGUUCCCUCUAACAGAGAUUCCCAGAUUUUGUGGACUACAACUCCCAUAAUUCCCAAGCAAAAGCCAUUGCAGCUGAGGAUUCUGGGAGUUGUAGUCAACAACAUCUGGAAAUCCAGAUGGAUUAGAGGGAACACUGUUUACAGACAGAAAGCAGAGAAUAAUUUAAUUUGUAAUAUAUAUAUGUAUAAACUCUAUUGUGUAAAUGAUUGUAUUUUGAAGAGUUCUCUUUGUGGCCUUUGUCUGUUUGUAUACAUAUGUAUGUGUUAAUGGUUUCUAGCAAUAUACUAUGAUGACAUUGCUUUGUAAUAAUAUGAGUAUGGUGUGAAUUAAACAAUUUGAAUUUUGUUCCUAA